Molecule: messenger RNA, 1732 nt
Organism: Dipodomys ordii (Ord's kangaroo rat)
Lineage: Eukaryota; Metazoa; Chordata; Mammalia; Rodentia; Heteromyidae
Gene: Tcfl5
Product: transcription factor-like 5 (basic helix-loop-helix)
Exons: 6
Coding region: 1-1089 (362 amino acids)
Biological process (GO): spermatogenesis; regulation of DNA-templated transcription
Cellular component (GO): nucleus
Molecular function (GO): protein dimerization activity; RNA polymerase II cis-regulatory region sequence-specific DNA binding; DNA-binding transcription factor activity, RNA polymerase II-specific
Source: RefSeq, a predicted model, not a curated record
AUGAAGGAUGACCUGAGGGGACAGGAGGUGGCUUCGGGUAUCCAGGGCCAGGCGCCCACCGGUGAGGGCUGGACACUGCUGACCACUCCAUUGCAGGGUUAUCACAUGCGUUGCGUGGGCAUUGGGACCUUACAGCCCCGGGCCCGGAAGGGAAAACGUGUCAUUGAAGACUUCCAGGAGGGGCCUCAGCUUCCACACACAUGUUUCUGGGUUUUCUUUUGUCUUGGCAGUUUGGUGACUCUUAUUCGGCAUCCAUCAGAAUUAAUGAAUGUUCCGCUUCAUCAGCAACAAAACAAAUGUACAACGUUAGUGAAAAACAAAACUGCUGCUGCCACUACUGCUUUGCAGUUCACCUACCCACUGUUCACAAGCGCGUGCUCCACCGGCGGGAACUCCAGCCUUGCCCAGACACAGAGCUCUAGUAAUUCAUGUUCUGUGCUGGAAGCUGCCAAGCAUCAGGAUAUUGGACUGCCUAGAGCAUUUUCGUUCUGUUACCAGCAAGAGAUUGAGUCCUCUAAGCAGACUUUAGGUAGCAGGAACAAAGCUUUGCCCGAGCAGGUCUGGAUUAAAGUGGGAGAAGAAGCGCUAUGUAAACAAGCCAUAAAUAAGAGGAAUCGGAGUAGGAUCCGUCAGCUGGACACAAGUAUAGAACGGAGAGCCCUGGGAGAGAUCCAGAAUGUGGGUGAAGGCACCACAGCGGCACAGGGUGCCUGGCAGUGCUCAGAAUCCUCCCAGUCUACCCUGGGGGAGCCGACGCAGAGCGGCCCCCAGGGAGGAAGGUCUCAGCGUCGGGAGAGGCAUAACCGAAUGGAAAGAGAUAGAAGGCGCAGAAUCCGAAUUUGCUGUGACGAGCUGAAUCUUUUAGUUCCGUUCUGCAACGCAGAGACAGAUAAGGCAACAACCCUUCAGUGGACCACGGCCUUCCUGAAGUAUAUUCAGGAAAGACACGGGGAUUCUCUUAAAAAGGAAUUUGAGAGCGUGUUUUGCGGUAAAACUGGCAGAAGGCUAAAGCUGACCAGACCGGACUCCUUGGUGACCUGCCCGGCACAGGGGAGUCUGCAGAGCAGCCCCGCGAUGGAGCUCAAGUGACUGGACUGAACCGGGACCUGGGGUGCACGGCACUCCUGCGGGACCGCGCCCAUGUUCUUCGUUCCUGGAGCCCCUCUCUGACGGCCCACCUUGAAAAGGGACAUGCUCUGGCGAUGGGACUCCAGCAGGGACGUUGAGAGCACAUUUUGUGAAAGUAUGUAUCUAAAGCAAAAUACGUACCCAUGAAUGUCCUAAUGACCAUUUGAGGAUAAAGACAUCUUGAUAAUUUGUAAGUAAUUUUUCAAUUAUCUGUCUGAUUUCCAUCAUGUGUUCUUAACAUGAUAGCUUAAGAAAUUAACAUCCUUUGCCAUUUUUUUUAGUCUUAACAAGACUAGAGAAAACAUUUCUUUUUACUUAUUUUAUUUAUAUUUUAAAUAUGCCCCUUUAGCGAUUGGAAAUGUAAAUUGUUAACUAGUAGUUUGGAGAUUUUAUUUCAUGUGUUGUAUCCCUCCCCGCUGUAACGCUCCCCGUCUCAUGGUACUAAAAAGUACAGCACUCUUCUGAAACAUUUUGCAAAAAAUUUUCCAGAUACUUCUUUAAAGGUACUUUUGUCCAUAAAUAUUUUCUCAAUAGAUGCUUACAUGCUCAUAUUUUCAUAUUGUGAUUCAUUACUUUAUGUGAAAUAAACUGUGUUUGGAACUGA